This is a messenger RNA of Magallana angulata, 1876 nucleotides long. RefSeq names its product BTB/POZ domain-containing protein 6-like. Gene Ontology annotation, molecular function: protein binding. The transcript is spliced from 3 exons. Bases 69 to 1364 code for a protein of 431 amino acids. Lineage: Eukaryota; Metazoa; Mollusca; Bivalvia; Ostreida; Ostreidae. The record is from RefSeq and is a predicted model, not a curated record. Gene Ontology annotation, biological process: neurogenesis. Gene Ontology annotation, cellular component: cytosol.
CUGUAACCCACCAUACAAACCAAGCAAUUUUUUAUUCGUGAUAGGAAAGUUCGUGAUCACAAAGCAAAAUGGCGAUACGUGAAAAUAGCAACGGAAAUUGGCAGGCUGGAAAAAAUGUACUUGGAUGCAAUGAAUAUAUGUUGAACAACCAAAUAUACUGUGACGUCACUUUUAAAGUCGGAACAGCGGGAAAAGAGGUGAAGGCACACAAGUAUGUCCUAGCCAGUAGAAGCUCAGUGUUUGCUGCAAUGCUUUAUGGAAGUUUAUCAGAAGCUAAUGACGUCAUAGCCGUACCAGACAUAGAAGCUGAAAUAUUUAAUAUUCUUUUAAAGUUUUUGUAUUUUGAAGACCACGGAAUCGAUGAUACAACUGUUAUAACAACACUUUAUGCUGCUGAGAAAUACGCCGUUACUGAACUAGUUGGAAUUUGCCAAUCUUUUCUAGAGUCAAAAAUUGCAGCGGACAACGUCUGUGUUAUCAUGGAAAAUGCCAGGAUGUUUAACAUGGCUGAUUUGUUAACGAAAUGCAAAGACUUCAUUUUUGUCACUGGGUAUGUUGCUAGCAGAGUAUUCGAGUCUGAUAGUUUCCUUGAUCUUAAAAGAGAAAUCUUGCUAUCACUCGUUGAAUCAGAUGAAUUACCUCUUGAGGAAAAUUUCAUAUACCAGUCAUUAAUACGCUGGGCCAAACAUAAAUGUGUUAAGGAAGGGAAAGAGAAUCCAAAUUUGACAGAUAUUCGAAAAAUGCUAGCAAAUACUAUUUUCGAGGUACGAUUUCCAACCAUGUCUCUAGAAACCUUUUGGAAGGAUAUGGCAUCAGAUGAAAUAUUGACUCCCGAUGAAAAAGUUCAUAUUUCUCAAGUUAUAGUUGGAAAAACUAAUCAAAAUACCGUUUUCAAAUCGACUGUACGUAAAAGAGAUGUACACAUUUUGAGAUCUCAAUCCGAUCCCACUGUAUGCAGUUGGGGAUAUGCUGGCAGCGUGGAUGCUAUAGAAUUCGAAGUAAACAAACCUGUUUCCUUAUGUGGUAUUCUGCUAUAUGGAAAUUCAAAUAAUCAAUACAGUUAUGAUGUGGAGAUAAAAAUCAUUUCUUUAUCUGAUAUUGUUCUGGUACACAUGCUACCAAAGAAGAUUACGGAAUCUUGCAAAAUGUUUCAAGUUAAUUUCGACAAACCAUGUAAAGUAAAUCCAAACGAGAGAUAUACAGUAUGGGUAAAGAUGAACGGAUCUAAAUCAUACCGAGGAAAUUAUUCUGAAUGUGUUGAGUAUAAAGACCAUAAAUUCAAAUUUUAUAAGAGUAAGUACUCCAACAAUGGAACAGAUGUUGGAAUAGGACAAAUUCCUGGACUUCUUUGUUAUUUGAAGUAGUCUGAUCACUUACUGUCUCUAAGAUAUCCUCAUGUACAUAAGAUAUUUCUGCUGCUUGCUGAUAAACUUGUACAUGUACUGUAUUUAACAAUGAUCAUUACUAUAACAUAUAUUAUAAUGGAUAAUAAUAUUAUACAAAUAGUGUAUUCACCUUUCUUAUAAAACUGUAUAAAGUCUUUCAUAUGUUGUUUAUCGUUAAUAAACAUGUUACAGUAAACGCUCUCUUUGGUUUUUCAAAAGGGAAAUUAGCGCAUUAGAUGUACUAAAGGAAGAGGAAAUGUACAGGUGGGGAACUUGCUUUAUAAGGAUAAUUAGAUAUUAUCAACUUGAAUCCAAUCUUCGUUGCAAAUUAUAUCUUGUAAUAGACGAUAUAUUCUGUGUCGCUUAAAACGAGUAACAAAUAUACUCAUACAUGUAUCUGUAAGAAUUGGACAUAAGUUGUUGACAUAUUGGUAAUUUUACUUUUAUUAGAUUUUUAACAAAAUGAAAGCCUUCAUGGCCUUUACGGUUAC